Nycticebus coucang (slow loris) is the source of this 1188-nucleotide messenger RNA. It is a transcript of the gene CABS1, whose product is annotated as calcium binding protein, spermatid associated 1. Gene Ontology annotation, cellular component: mitochondrial inner membrane; motile cilium. The record is from RefSeq and is a predicted model, not a curated record. NCBI's taxonomy places the organism in Eukaryota, Metazoa, Chordata, Mammalia, Primates, Lorisidae. Gene Ontology annotation, molecular function: calcium ion binding. The coding region runs from base 1 to 1188 and encodes 395 amino acids. The transcript has a single exon. Gene Ontology annotation, biological process: spermatogenesis.
AUGGCUGAAGAUGGUUUGCCUAAAAUGUAUUCCCACCCACCAACAGAAAGCAGCAGAACACCAACGGAAGCAACCAUUCUCUUUGGGGCCGACAACACCAUUCCUAAAUCAGAAACAACUAUCACUUCAGAAGGAGACCAUGUGACUUCAGUAAAUGAGUAUACUCUAGAAAGUGAUUUUUCCACAGCCACAGGCAACAAACUUACACCUACAAAGGAAAAACUCAAAUCAGAAGAUAACACUGGAAGCCACUGUCCUAAGCCAGCAACUCAUCUGGAGAAAGAAAUCGUGCCUCCGACGGGUACUACAAACUCCAUAGCAAAUGACACUAUUACUGAAAAUUUUGUUCCAAUGAAAAUUUCAUCACCUGUUGCUACUGUUUCUUUAAUAGAUUUUUCUACUAACAUAGAAAAAGAAGAUAUCCUCUUGGCUACCAUUGACAGAGCAGAUGAAGAGAUCUCAGCAGCCUCUGAGGACUCAGGCACAGUAAGGGACAGCACUGUCAUCGUUGAUGACACCCUUACCUUUCCAGAUGAAAAAGGUAAAGCUGACGGUAACAAUUGUAAUUCCUCUGUCAAAUCUCACGUUCCUGCUGAGGGGGCUGUCCAGGUCACUGACUCCUUUAUCCCUGAGACUAAAAUCUCUCCCUCUCCUGAUGAAAAUAUCACCACUAUUCCAGACAUAACUGAUCUCACAGAAGAGAAAAUAACUGAAAUUGACCUAAUUGUUUCAGAGGACGACCCCAAUGCUGUGGCGAAACUAAGUGAAGCAGAUGAAGAGAAGUUCAUCACCGUGUUUGAACUCACGGCCUCUGCUGAAAAAGACAAAGACAACACAGAGGAGACUGCACUGACGGAUGAGGAGUCUAGUGAGGAGGCCAACGUCUGGCUGGAGAGAGAGUCUGCAAAUGAAGCCGAGACCCAUUCCGUCCUGCUCACUGCCGUCGAGUCCAGAUAUGACUUCGUCGUGCCCACACCAGUAGCUACAAACAUCGAGGAAGAAUCAUCUGCCAGGACCACAGAAGAUCUGUCUGAGAAUAACAGAACAGACCCUGAAGGGAAAGUCAUCAAGUCAUUUUCUGAAGCUGCCUCUAGGCUAGACACCCCAGACUACAAGGAAGACACCUCCACAGCUGAAACGGGCAUCUUUAAACUACUGAAGGAAGACCCAGAUGAGUUCAUGAUUUGA